This is a messenger RNA of Aspergillus versicolor CBS 583.65, 1503 nucleotides long. Its product is annotated as alkene reductase. Bases 177 to 1283 code for a protein of 368 amino acids. The record is from RefSeq and is a predicted model, not a curated record. NCBI's taxonomy places the organism in Eukaryota, Fungi, Ascomycota, Eurotiomycetes, Eurotiales, Aspergillaceae. Gene Ontology annotation, molecular function: NADPH dehydrogenase activity; FMN binding. The transcript has a single exon.
ACAAUAUUGAGGCAAACCGCUUAUAAAUCAGAUUUCUAUCAAGAUAACAGAGAUAAAUAAAUGAGUGGUGUACAAGACAGUUUACCAUUCUUUAGUGAAUUAUCUGCAAGUAGAUCAUCAACUUCUCCUAUCUUGAUAUAUCCAAUCUUACCACACCAACCUUGAGUCCGCCGGUCAUGGCGUCCACACUAUUCCAACCUCUCCGCAUCGGCACGGUGGAGCUACAGCACCGCGUUGUUAUGGCACCGCUUACCCGACUUCGCGCUGACAGCCAACAUGUCCAACUUCCUAUCGCUACCACGUAUUACGAACAGCGUGCUUCUGUUCCAGGCACGUUAAUCAUCGCCGAGGCCACCCAGAUUUCUGCCGCCCAAGGUGGGGUCCCCCACGGCCCUGGAAUAUGGUCGGAACCUCAAAUCCAGGCCUGGAAGAAAAUCACCGACGCAAUUCACGCCAGGGGCAGUUAUGCCUUCUGCCAGUUAAUCGCUUUGGGCCGGGCAGCCGACCCCGCAACAUUGAAACAGGACGGGGACUAUGACCUCCUGGCUCCAAGCGCCAUCCCGAUAGAUCCCACCAGGCCAGACUAUACACCGAAGGAGUUAAGCCUCGAGCAGAUUACGGAGGCUGUUCAAAACUUCGCGGCUGCUGCGAAGAAUGCUGUUCGGGCUGGAUUCGAUGGCGUUGAAAUCCACGGUGCCAAUGGAUAUCUGGUGGACCAGUUUCUGCAAGAUGUCACGAACCAGCGCUCUGAUCUAUGGGGUGGGAGCGUGCCUAACCGUGCCAGAUUCGCCGUUGAAGUAGCCAAGGCUGUAGUAGAUGCGGUUGGGCCCGAAAAGGUCGGGUUUCGCAUCAGUCCUUGGAAUACCUGGCAAGGAAUGAAGAUGGUUAAUCCUAUUCCUCAGUUCACAUACCUUGUGGAACAGUUGAAGGAACUAAAACUUGCGUACCUUCACAUUAUCGAGUCCCGUGUCAUCAACAAUGUGGAUACCGAAAAGACCGAAGGUAUUGAAACAUUUCUUGAUAUCUGGGGCAAGACAUCACCUGUGCUUGUGGCUGGCGGCUACAACGCAACAAACUUCGACACUGCUUUCGUGGAUUACAAGAAUAACGAUAUCGCCGUGGUUUUUGGUCGCCAUUUCCUGGCUAACCCUGAUCUACCAAAUCGGAUUCGUCUGGGGCUUCCAUUGAACAAAUAUGACCGUGAUACCUUUUACACACCGAUGCAAGAAAAUGGAUAUACCGACUACCCAUUUGAUAACGAAUUGUGGGGGAUUAAGAACUAGUAUUGAUGCCAUUCUAUGGGAUUGGAAGAUAGGUCCACCAGGACCGACUAUAGAACUAUUAUUGUUUAUUGUUUGGCGUCCCAGGAUAAGGUGAUUGUGAAAAUUUGUUGCCAGGUUGCGUCUAUACUCGAACAGAAACUAUAUAUAUAUACACGUAACUGGGAUACCAUAAUAGCGGUUUCUCCGUCGAAUGUCCAUUUAUGCUCUCCUUUGCUGGUCA